Camellia sinensis is the source of this 1332-nucleotide messenger RNA. RefSeq names its product COBRA-like protein 2. Lineage: Eukaryota; Viridiplantae; Streptophyta; Magnoliopsida; Ericales; Theaceae. The record is from RefSeq and is a predicted model, not a curated record. Gene Ontology annotation, cellular component: plasma membrane. Gene Ontology annotation, biological process: cellulose microfibril organization; plant-type cell wall cellulose biosynthetic process.
AUGGCGCUAAUCAUUUCUUGUGUAUGCCAUUUUGCACUGAUAAUAUUGAUAUUGUUAGCUGCCAUGUGCAAUUGCUAUGACGCCUUGGAUCCAAACGGAAACAUAACAGUUACCUUCGACAUACUUCAAUGGACAAGUGAUGGCUAUGUGGCAAGGGUAACCAUCCAAAACAAUUAUCAAUACCGUCAUGUGGACAAACCUGGUUGGGAGCUAGGAUGGACAUGGGCUAAAAACGAGGUCAUCUGGUCAAUGGCUGGUGCAAUUGCCACCCAACAAGGGAAUUGUUCAUCCUUCAAGUCCCAAAUUCCACACACCUGCAGGAGAGACCCUCUUGUAGUUGAUCUCAUGCCUGAUGCUGCACCAGAAAACAAGUCAGGCGGGUGCUGCCAUGGUGGCCUUAUUGGUGCCUAUGCUAUCAACCCAUUGAAGUCUUUCUCGUUCUUUGAGAUUACCGUUGGCAAUUUGGAAAGUAAUACUCCUGGGUACAAGCCUCUAAAUCUUACUUUAAUGGCUCCAGGACCCGGUUACACUUGUGGCCUAUUGGUGGACACUAACCCCACAGUUUGGUCAGUUAUUGGGGGUAGAAGAGAAGAACAGACAUUCAGGACGUGGAAAUCAACAUGCACAUACUCUAGUUACUUGGCUAACAGGACACCAGUUUGUUGUGUUUCGCUCUCAACAUUUUACAAUCCUACCAUUACAUCAUGCCCUGAGUGCAGCUGUGGAUGCAAAAGAGCAGAACAAAAUACAACAUCAUGCAUUAGAGAAGAUUAUAUCUCAACACAGUCGGGUUUUCUCAGUAAUCCUGACAUAGUGAAGUGUACAAAUCAUAUGUGCCCACUUCAAGUUCACUGGCACUUUAAGAACAAUUACAGGGAUCACUGGCGGGUUAAAUUGACCAUCUCUAACUAUAAUUACAAGAGGAACUACUCAGACUGGAAUGUGUUGGUUCAGCAUCCAGGUUUUAGCCAGUCCGUGACAACUUUUAGCUUCAACAGUACAAUGCUUCCCACUGUUGGAAUCACAGAUGAAGUUGCCCUCUUUUGGGGAAUAGAAUACUACAACCGUGAGCUGUCGAAUGCCAAUGAGAGGCAACUGGGUUCGGUCACAACGGAGAUACUUCUAAAAAAGGACUCGAAAUCGUUCACUUUGAGCAACGGAUGGGCAUUUCCCAGAAGAAUUUAUUUCAACGGGGAGAGCUGUCAGAUGCCACUUCCAGACACCUUCCCAAUGCUACCAAAUGGUAGCUCCAAUCGAAAAACCGUUCAUCGCUACUUCAUUCUUCCUUUUCUGAUCUACUUGACUUUCAAAACAUUAGUUGUUUGGCUUUGA